AGUCUAUUGUACACCUCGUCACUUCUGCCCGUAACAAUGCUCCUUUGUCCGGUAAGCGUAGUCCUUAUGAGUGGAUGUAUGAUAGCGGUGCUUCACAUCAUAUGACGGGCUACUUGAAAUUUUUUUUUCUGAUAUUCGGGAUAUUCCGUCCCAGUCU
Molecule: messenger RNA, 157 nt
Organism: Striga hermonthica
Lineage: Eukaryota; Viridiplantae; Streptophyta; Magnoliopsida; Lamiales; Orobanchaceae
Source: the annotation of a GenBank genome assembly